Molecule: messenger RNA, 2445 nt
Organism: Canariomyces notabilis
Lineage: Eukaryota; Fungi; Ascomycota; Sordariomycetes; Sordariales; Chaetomiaceae
Product: HECT-domain-containing protein
Exons: 7
Coding region: 1-2445 (814 amino acids)
Biological process (GO): ubiquitin-dependent protein catabolic process; protein polyubiquitination
Cellular component (GO): cytoplasm
Molecular function (GO): protein binding; ubiquitin protein ligase activity
Source: RefSeq, a predicted model, not a curated record
AUGAGCAGCAGUCGAGCGGAUUCAGGGCUUCCAGCCCAACCGAAUCUUCGUGUUACAAUCAUCGCUGCCGAUGGCUUAUACAAGCGAGAUGUAUUCCGGUUUCCUGAUCCGUUUGCCGUCGUCACUAUCAAUGGCGAGCAAACCAAGACAACACAGGUGUCCAAAAGGACUCUUCACCCGUACUGGAAUGAAGCCUUUGACUUCAAGGUAAACGAGGACAGCAUUCUUGCAGUCCAGGUGUUUGAUCAGAAAAAAUUCAAAAAGAAGGACCAGGGCUUCCUCGGAGUCAUAAAUAUUCGGAUAGGGGACGUCAUCGAGUUAGUCCCAGAGGCUGAUGACCAGAUGCUCACUCGGGAUCUCAAGAAAUCUACUGAUAAUCUUGUGGUACACGGGAAGCUCAUUCUUAAUCUGUCGACGAACCUGACAGCUCCAGUUCGCAAUCAACCCCCUCCCUCAGCUUCGUCCUCCACCCGACCGUCCCUCCUCAGCCCGACGCCGUCUAUCGUCCCCAAUGGCGACCGCAUGUCCGAGAGACCGUCCUCGGCCGUGUCCGGGCCCAAUGGCACGCCCACCCUAGGCACACAAAUGACUCUACCCCACCGCCCGGCAAGCUUAGCAUCGUCGCCGUCAGUCACGACCAACGGGUCGGCGCAGCCGCAGCCACGACAAGCCAGCAGUCCGCUGAGCCCGUUCGAGGACGCACAGGGCAGGUUGCCAGCCGGGUGGGAGCGUCGUGAAGAUAAUCUAGGGAGGACAUAUUAUGUCGACCACAACACUAGGACUACCAGCUGGAACAGGCCAACAGGCACAGGGGCCGCCGAAAACCGCACGGCCGAGGCGAACACCCAAGUCGAGCGGCAGAGGCACCAGAACCGAACGCUUCCCGAAGACCGGACCGGUGCGAACUCACCGACGUUGCAGGCCCAGCAGGCCGCGACCCAAGCUGCCGCUGCCAGCACCAUGAUGCACACCGGGACGACGACGGCUGGGUCAGGCGAGCUCCCUCCAGGAUGGGAGCAGCGAUGGACUCCUGAAGGCCGGGCUUACUUUGUUGAUCACAACACACGGACAACCACCUGGGUCGACCCUCGGCGCCAGCAGUAUAUCCGGAUGUACGGCGGGCAGAAUAACGCUGGCGGUACCAUUCAGCAGCAGCCCGUCUCGCAGCUUGGGCCCCUGCCUAGCGGGUGGGAAAUGAGGCUGACCAACACGGCGCGAGUCUACUUUGUCGACCACAACACCAAGACGACGACGUGGGACGAUCCCCGACUUCCGUCAUCGCUCGACCAAAAUGUUCCCCAGUACAAGCGCGACUUCAGGAGAAAACUCAUUUACUUCCGGUCGCAGCCGGCCAUGCGCAUUCUCUCUGGGCAAUGCCACAUCAAGGUCAGAAGAUCCCACAUUUUUGAGGACUCUUUUGCAGAAAUCAUGCGCCAGUCGGCGACAGAUCUCAAGAAGCGGUUGAUGAUCAAGUUCGACGGCGAAGACGGUUUGGACUACGGCGGCCUUUCUCGAGAAUUCUUCUUCCUCUUGUCGCAUGAAAUGUUCAAUCCCUUCUACUGCUUGUUUGAGUAUUCAGCGCACGACAACUACACGUUGCAGAUCAACCCGCACUCAGGCAUCAACCCAGAACAUCUUAAUUACUUCAAGUUCAUUGGGCGCGUGGUUGGCCUAGCCAUCUUCCACCGGCGCUUCCUUGACGCUUUUUUCAUCGGGGCCCUGUACAAGAUGAUUCUGGGCAAGUCGGUAGUGCUAGCAGACAUGGAAGGUGUAGAUGCCGACUUUCACCGGUCACUGCAGUGGAUGCUGGAUAAUGACAUUUCUGGCGGCAUUCUGGAGCAAACGUUCUCGACCGAGGACGAGCGGUUCGGCGUGAUUACAGUGGAGGACCUCAAGCCGAACGGGCGCAACAUUGAGGUGACAAACGAGAACAAGAGGGAAUAUGUGGAUCUGAUGGUCAAGUGGAGGAUCGAGAAGCGCAUUGCCGAGCAGUUCCAGGCGUUCAAGGAAGGGUUCCAUGAGCUGAUCCCGCAGGAUCUGAUUAAUGUGUUUGACGAGCGUGAGCUGGAGCUGCUAAUUGGGGGCAUCGCCGAGAUCGAUGUGGACGACUGGAAGAAGCACACCGACUAUCGCGGCUAUACCGAGUCGGACGAGGUGAUUCAGUUCUUCUGGCAGACGGUGCGGUCUUGGGACGGCGAGCAAAAGUCACGGCUGUUGCAGUUCACGACGGGGACAUCGCGGAUUCCGGUCAACGGGUUCAAGGAUCUCCAGGGCAGCGACGGGCCGAGAAGGUUCACGAUCGAGAAGGCCGGCGAGAUUACGAACUUGCCCAAGGCGCAUACAUGUUUCAACCGCCUGGAGCUGCCUCCAUACAAGACACUGGAGAUGUUGCAGCAGAAGUUGACGAUUGCUGUGGAGGAGACGAUGGGUUUCGGUCAGGAGUAG